GCAGAUGGCUGAAGGAAUGGACUAUGGGGAGGUAGGAUAUGUUACCUGGAAGAUGGGCUCCCCAGAAAAGGAAUAACAACAAAGAAAGCAGGGCAUAGACUUCUCUUGUCUUGGUUGGAUGCACAAAUCUGUGUGCAGUGCUUUUUGCCCGUUGCCUAGACGAUCACUUGGUUUCUCUGAGGAUGUCUGGUUCUCGUAAAGAGUUUGAUGUGAAGCAGAUUUUGAAAAUCAGAUGGAGGUGGUUUAGCCAUCAAGCAUCAUCUAAUUCUACAGUUGACAGCCAGCAGGGAGAAUUUUGGAAUCGAGGACAGACUGGAGCAAACGGUGGGAGAAAGUUUUUAGAUCCAUGUAGCCUACAAUUGCCUUUGGCUUCAAUUGGUUACCGAAGGUCCAGCCAACUGGAUUUUCAGAAUUCACCUUCUUGGCCAAUGGCAUCCACCUCUGAAGUCCCUGCAUUUGAGUUUACAGCAGAAGAUUGUGGCGGUGCACACUGGCUGGAUAGACCAGAAGUGGAUGAUGGCACUAGUGAAGAAGAAAAUGAAUCUGAUUCCAGUUCAUGCAGAACAUGGAAUUCUGAACUGUGGUGUUGGAAUAAUAAUAAAUAUAGACCAGUCAUCUAUAAUCAUUUGUAUACUGGAGAGAGGGGCAUAUCUUUACAUAGGACUUCCAACAGUAGUCAGACAUUAUCAUCCUGCCAUACUAUGGAGCCAUGUUCAUCAGAUGAAUUUUUCCAAGCCCUUAAUCAUGCGGAGCAAACAUUUAAAAAGAUGGAAAACUAUUUGAGACAUAAACAGUUAUGUGAUGUAAUUCUAGUUGCUGGUGAUCGCAGAAUUCCAGCUCACAGAUUGGUGCUCUCCUCUGUCUCUGAUUAUUUUGCUGCCAUGUUUACUAAUGAUGUCAGGGAAGCAAGACAAGAGGAAAUAAAAAUGGAAGGUGUUGAACCUAAUUCACUAUGGUCCUUGAUUCAGUAUGCGUAUACAGGCCGCCUUGAAUUAAAAGAAGAUAAUAUUGAGUGCCUGCUAUCUACAGCUUGCCUUCUUCAGCUUUCACAGGUUGUAGAAGCUUGCUGUAAGUUUUUAAUGAAACAGCUUCACCCAUCCAACUGUCUUGGAAUCCGUUCUUUUGCUGAUGCCCAAGGUUGUACAGAUUUGCAUAAAGUGGCUCACAAUUAUACUAUGGAACAUUUCAUGGAAGUAAUUCGAAACCAGGAAUUUGUACUAUUACCAGCCAGCGAAAUUGCGAAGCUCUUGGCCAGCGAUGACAUGAACAUUCCUAAUGAAGAGACGAUACUGAAUGCACUUCUAACUUGGGUCCGUCAUGAUUUGGAACAGAGACGGAAAGAUCUCAGUAAACUUUUGGCUUAUAUUAGGCUACCUCUUCUUGCACCACAGUUCCUGGCAGAUAUGGAAAAUAAUGCACUUUUCCGGGAUGAUAUAGAAUGUCAGAAACUUAUUAUGGAAGCGAUGAAGUACCACUUAUUACCAGAGAGACGACCCAUGUUACAAAGCCCUCGGACAAAACCUAGAAAGUCAACGGUUGGAACACUAUUUGCAGUUGGAGGAAUGGAUUCAACAAAAGGAGCAACAAGCAUUGAAAAGUAUGAUCUUCGUACAAAUAUGUGGACUCCUGUAGCAAAUAUGAAUGGGAGGAGGCUGCAGUUUGGUGUUGCAGUGUUAGAUGACAAACUGUAUGUGGUUGGAGGAAGAGAUGGACUGAAGACUUUGAACACUGUAGAAUGCUACAACCCCAAAACAAAAACCUGGAGUGUGAUGCCUCCUAUGUCCACCCACAGGCAUGGCCUUGGUGUGGCUGUAUUGGAAGGUCCCAUGUAUGCAGUAGGAGGACAUGAUGGCUGGAGCUAUCUGAAUACAGUGGAAAGAUGGGACCCUCAGGCUCGCCAGUGGAAUUUUGUUGCCACUAUGUCCACCCCCAGAAGCACAGUAGGUGUGGCUGUACUAAGUGGAAAACUUUAUGCAGUUGGUGGUCGUGAUGGAAGUUCUUGCCUCAAAUCAGUAGAAUGUUUUGAUCCUCAUACUAAUAAAUGGACACUCUGUGCGCAAAUGUCCAAAAGGAGAGGGGGAGUCGGAGUAACUACCUGGAAUGGAUUGCUGUAUGCUAUUGGAGGACACGAUGCUCCUGCAUCCAACUUGACAUCCAGACUCUCAGACUGUGUGGAAAGAUAUGAUCCCAAAACAGAUAUGUGGACUGCAGUGGCAUCUAUGAGCAUCAGCAGAGAUGCAGUAGGGGUCUGUUUACUUGGUGAUAAAUUAUAUGCUGUUGGAGGGUAUGAUGGACAGACUUACCUUAAUACAGUGGAGGCUUAUGAUCCCCAGACAAAUGAGUGGACCCAGUGUUCCAACAAAUGGACAAGAGGACAUUUGGUCAGGGAAUGAAAUGAGAUUAUAAAGUCUGAAGUCAUCACCCACCCUACAACCCACCUUGACCCAAAGCAGGAGGUGACUGCACUGUAUUGAAGAACUACUCUAAGCUGACCUUUCUCCCUGGUUGUUAUGGCAACAUCAACUCUUUACAGUGUAAAGACUUCAGGUCAUGGGUGUUUUGAGAAAAGCUCCUAAUUACAAACAGACACUUGUGAUUGAAAUGACCUAGAGGUUACUCCUAGAAUACUGUGAAUAGAUUUGGCUUUAAAGCAGGUGAUUUGAUUGUUCAGGGAGAUAGAACAGUGAUCAAAACAAUAGAUUCAAAUUGAGAACAACUGAGAAUUCUCUUACAGUGUGUUCUUAAAACCCAGUCAUUCAACUGGAAAGGUUGGGAAAGAGGCCAAACUGAUUAGAAAGUCAUUUUGAUUUCGUGUAUUUGACAAAAACAUUUCAUUAACGUACGCCUACAUACAUAAGUACAAAACACAUUUUCUUAGUACUUUGUAUUAGUCACUCCUUCCCUAAAUACUGUUGUUUUAAUUCUUAGGUCUUAAUGUGCUCAAAGUAGCCCUUCUUUAAAAACUAUCCUUGGGGUGCCUGGGUGGCUCAGUCAGUUAAGCAUCCAACUUCAGCUCGGGUCAUGAUCUCACAGUUCAUGGGUUCGAGCCCCACCAGGCUCUGUGCUGGCAGCUCGGAGCCUGGAGCCUGCUUGGGAUUCUGUGUGUGUCUCUCUCUGCCCCUCCCCCGCUUGUGCUCUGUCUCUGCCUCUCAAAAAUAAAUAAAAUGUUUAAAAAAAUUUAAAAACUAUCCUUGUCUACACUUUUAUUUUCACUAUGAAUUGCCCAGUGUCUAGGGUACUUAAAAAAAUAAUAAUAAAAGAGUAAGUGAAAGAUUUAAGAAUUAUUCCUUAUCUAUAAACUGAGAUCGUAUCUCUUUCCCUGGCACCCUGCACUUCCGUCUCAUUGUCAUAGAGUUUAUUCACCAGAUUUGUUUCAAUUCCUCAGGAGCUGGAGGAGUACUAUUUAUUAUUUAUAUACUCUGCUAAAAAUUAGUUGAAUGGGUUUAGACCUUUCCACCAUGCACAGAGAAGGCAGUCAGUAAAUGUGAAAUUACUGGUUCCCCUGGAAUAAGCAGACCCCAGGCACGCAGUGUGUUUGGUGUGCUCUGAGACAGCACAUCUGGUAAAGGGCUUUUCGAGAUAAUACUUGAUAUUUUGUCCACAUUGGCCACAGAGUUAAAGUUCAGCAUUUCCUCAUUAUCCAUAUCGUGCAUCAUUUUGGCCAAAACAAAGGGUCAGGUAGAAAAAUCUUGAGCAGUUUUUUUUAGAAUUACCUUUAAAGAGAAGCGAAUACUGCGUAAUAAUGCAAUACAUCCUAAACGACUUAAUCUGUGAAACUCUGGCAGCAGGAGGGAUUCGGGGGAAGGAACCAGGCCCACAGCAAGGCUGGGGCGGCAGGGUUUGGCAGAGCUCCUUGACAAAAACAGACUAUUUCAGUACUUUUCAAACUGGGUAUGGUUUUCUCAACUUUUGUACCUGCCAAUCCAACAAAUACAUUUUUUUGUUUCUUUUUUAGGUUGCUCCACUGUGUCUAGGAAGAGCUGGGGCUUGCGUUGUAACUGUCAAAUUAUAAUGUAGUGCUUUGUUUUCUAAGUGAA
Molecule: messenger RNA, 4037 nt
Organism: Felis catus (domestic cat)
Lineage: Eukaryota; Metazoa; Chordata; Mammalia; Carnivora; Felidae
Gene: KLHL5
Product: kelch like family member 5
Exons: 13
Coding region: 183-2393 (736 amino acids)
Molecular function (GO): protein binding
Source: RefSeq, a predicted model, not a curated record